Arachis ipaensis is the source of this 663-nucleotide messenger RNA. NCBI's taxonomy places the organism in Eukaryota, Viridiplantae, Streptophyta, Magnoliopsida, Fabales, Fabaceae. The record is from RefSeq and is a predicted model, not a curated record.
AUGAUCUUAACCCAGGAAUGCAAUGCAGUGAUCCAAGAAGGCAUUCCACCAAAACUAAAAGACCCUAGAAGCUUCUACUUGCCUUGUACCAUUGGUAACACAAUCAUUGACAAAGCACUCUGUGAUUUGGGCUCCAGUAUCAACCUCAUGCCUCUGUCUAUGAUGAAAAAGCUAUCUAUAGAAGAAGUGAAGCCUACACAGAUGUCAUUGGAGCUAGUGGAUAGAUCUCUGGUAAUCCCUGAGGGGGUGAUUGAAAAUCUCCUGGUCAGAGUGGGAAAAUUCAUAUUUCCUACAGAUUUUGUAAUCUUGGACUUAGGUGAAGAGGGGCAUGAUUCUAUUAUACUGGGAAAACCUUUUCUGGCCACACCAAGGGCCAUCAUUGAUGUUGAACAAGAAGAAAUGACUCUGAGAGUAAAUGAUGAAAAGAUCACUCUGAAUGUCUUCCAGGAAGUACAUCACACUGUUGAAGAGAAAAGUUGCAUGAAGGUUGAAGAGGAAUAUGUACAUUGGGAAGAAAAAGCCAAGGAAACACUCCUCAACUCACCUGUGACGCAAGAAAUGGAUAGUAGAGAGGAAAUAGAGGGUAAGGAACAUGAGAAGGCUAAAAAGAGAAAGCAGGAAAGGGUUGAAGACUUGAUUUUUGAGAAGGAGGUGAAGAAAUGA